This is a messenger RNA of Antrostomus carolinensis (chuck-will's-widow), 1209 nucleotides long. It is a transcript of the gene SS18L1, whose product is annotated as SS18L1 subunit of BAF chromatin remodeling complex. Gene Ontology annotation, cellular component: nucleus. The transcript has 11 exons. NCBI's taxonomy places the organism in Eukaryota, Metazoa, Chordata, Aves, Caprimulgiformes, Caprimulgidae. Gene Ontology annotation, biological process: positive regulation of dendrite morphogenesis; positive regulation of transcription by RNA polymerase II. Gene Ontology annotation, molecular function: transcription coactivator activity. The record is from RefSeq and is a predicted model, not a curated record. The coding region runs from base 1 to 1209 and encodes 402 amino acids.
AUGUCGGUUGCCUUUGCUUCUGCUCGCCCAAGAGGCAAAGGGGAGGUGACCCAGCAAACUAUCCAGAAGAUGCUAGAUGAAAAUCACCACCUAAUACAAUGUAUUAUGGAUUAUCAGAGCAAGGGGAAAACUGCAGAAUGUACUCAAUACCAACAAAUCUUGCACAGAAACCUGGUUUACUUGGCCACAAUAGCAGAUUCUAACCAGAAUAUGCAGUCCUUGCUUCCUGCUCCACCAACGCAAAACAUCAACUUGGGCCCCGGAGGAAUGACUCAGAGCGCAUCCAACCAAUCUCUCCAUUCCCAGAGCAAUCUGAGUGAUGCGAUUGGGACGGGCCUUCCUCCUUCCUCCCUCAUGCAGAGUCAGAUUAGCAAUGGUCCUAACCACGUGUCUAUGCAGCAGUCAGGCCAGAACACUAUGCCCACGACCUCUCUGAGUAUGACUGUCAGCAGUCAUGGAACUGGGCCUGGUUAUAGCCACACAGUGCCUGCAUCUCAGAAUGUGCCAAUGCAAGGCCAGGGCUCAAUAGGCAAUUAUGUCUCUCGAACAAACAUCAACAUGCAGUCUAAUCCAGUCUCCAUGAUGCACCAGCAAGCAGCAACGUCACAUUACAACUCGGCGCAGGGAGGGAGCCAGCAUUACCAGGGCCAGUCCUCCAUCGCCAUGAUGAGUCAGAGCAACCAAGGCAACAGCAUGAUGGGCCAGCGCCCCAUGGGCCCCUACAGAGCUUCACAGCAAGGUUCCUCGCAGCAGUACAUGGGGCAGGAAGAAUAUUACAGUGAACAGUACAGUCAUGGGCAAGGCUCCUCGGAACCCAUGAAUCAGCAAUACUAUCCCGAUGGACAUGGUGACUACGCCUAUCAGCAGUCCUCCUACACUGAGCAGAGCUACGACAGGUCGUUUGAUGACUCUACACAACACUAUUAUGAAGGAGGAAAUUCUCAGUACAGCCAGCAGCAGGCAGGAUACCAACAGGGAGCUGCACAACAGCAAACAUAUUCCCAGCAGCAAUACCCGAAUCAACAAAGUUACCCAGGACAACAGCAAGGAUAUGGUCCUGCACAAGGAGCCUCUUCACAGUAUUCCAGCUACCCACAGGGCCAGGGGCAGCAAUACGGGAGUUACAGAGCUUCUCAGACAGGCCCAUCCGCUCAGCAACAGAGGCCUUAUGGCUACGAGCAGGGACAAUAUGGAAAUUACCAGCAAUAA